GGUUGGUUGGUGGUGGUGGUGGUGGUGGUGGCGGCUGUGACGACGACAGCGGCCCCCAUGCUUUGAAAGGCAGCUUCAAAACACAUCGCCGUUCGGCGCUCGCCAAACCUCCCUCGGCUGAUACAACUGAGCUGACAAAACAUGGCCGGCCAUUUACCUCCUUGUGUCAUUGACUGCGGGACGGGAUAUACAAAGCUUGGCUAUGCAGGUAACACAGAACCACAGUUUAUCAUUCCUUCAUGUAUAGCUAUCAAAGAAUCAGCCAAGGUAGGUGACCAUGCUCAGCGGAGAUUGGUGAGGGGAGUGGAUGACCUAGACUUUUACAUAGGCGACGAAGCUGUAGAUAAACCCACGUAUGCCACAAAGUGGCCCAUUCGACACGGAAUAGUUGAGGACUGGGAUCUAAUGGAGAGAUUUAUGGAGCAUGUGAUAUUCAAGUAUCUACGAGCAGAACCUGAAGAUCAUCACUUUUUAAUGACAGAACCACCUCUCAACACACCAGAGAAUCGAGAGUACCUUGCAGAAAUCAUGUUCGAGUCCUUUAACGUCCCAGGUCUUUAUAUUGCAGUCCAGGCUGUUCUAGCCUUAGCUGCUUCCUGGACCUCACGGCAGGUGGGAGAACGCACACUAACUGGCAUAGUGAUAGACAGUGGAGAUGGAGUGACCCAUUGUAUUCCAGUGGCUGAAGGUUACGUCAUUGGAAGCUGCAUUAAACACAUCCCUGUUGCAGGUCGAGAUAUUACCUUUUUCAUUCAACAGCUCUUAAGGGAAAGGGAAAUUGGAAUACCACCUGAACAAUCCCUGGAGACUGCCAAGGCCAUCAAGGAGAGAUAUUGUUACAUCUGCCCUGAUAUAGUUAAGGAAUUCACUAAAUAUGACACUGAUCCUGGGAAAUGGAUCAAGCCGUACAUCGGUAUCAAUGCUAUCAGCAAGCGACAAUUUGCUGUAGAUGUGGGCUAUGAGAGGUUCCUGGGACCUGAAAUUUUCUUCCAUCCAGAGUUUGCAAAUCCGGACUUUAUGCAGCCUAUUUCAGAGGUAGUUGAUGAAGUAAUACAAAACUGUCCCAUAGAUGUUAGACGUCCGUUGUAUAAGAACAUUGUUCUUUCUGGAGGUUCAACAAUGUUUAGAGACUUUGGACGUCGUCUGCAAAGAGAUCUAAAAAGAGUAGUGGAUGCAAGAUUGAAAAUUAGUGAACAGCUUAGCGCUGGUCGAAUAAAGCCUAAGCCAAUUGAGGUCCAGGCGAUAACCCACCAUAUGCAGCGGUAUGCAGUUUGGUUCGGUGGCUCCAUGCUUGCAUCAACACCUGAGUUUUACCAAGUGUGUCACACGAAAAAAGAUUAUGAAGAAUUUGGUCCUAGUAUUUGUCGGCACAAUCCAGUCUUUGGAGUCAUGUCAUAAUGGCAGCUAUGAGUAACUGCAGCAUAGGAACUGAAGACCCUGCUACAGGACAGGAUGGGUGUAAGAACUGGCAAGUUUGUACCACUGCUGAAUUUAAAUCUGGACAUUCAUACUUGGAAUGCUUAAUCCGUCAGGGGUGGACGCUGUCUAGAAUCAUUUCUACUAAGCUCAACAUGUGCCAGCUAUUUAUGUUCUCUCAACGUCCCUUUAUUCCCUUAUUUAAGCUUAGUGCACCUAGUGUUUUGGUUUUGAAAAGUAAUGCGAGCAGCAUUAAUACUCCCUUUCUAGUGAAGGAAUGAAAUGGUUUAACUGAAGGGAUUUGUUUCCCCUUUGUAAAUAUAGAAAGAUAUAUUGCAGAUCAUGCGACAGUUUGGCUUAUAUUUCAUAAAUUGUUUUGUAUUAUAAGAUUGUAAUUUUCUCAGCACAAUAUGGAUGAGUGUGAUGUGUAUUAAUGUAUACAGUUGAACAUCUUGAACUUGGAAAUAUGGAGCUCCCCAGCAGCUGCUGUUUGUUUAUUUAAAAGAAAAUAAAGUUUUCUCUUAGGACAAUUUUUUUUAUUGAAGUAAAAUUAUCCUCAAGUUUGUUCUUUUUUCAGUUUACAGUAUUGGUUGUAAUAUCAUGUCUUAUAGAUGUUGGUGCUUCUUAAAUAGUUAUUUAUUACCAGUGUUUCAGGGUUGCUUUUUUGAGCCAGGAUAUAGAGAGAACUGUUAAAUAUUUUGAGAUUAUAAUAGAUGGAUGAAAUGCUACCGUGCACCAUUUUAAUAAAGGCACUUCACAAAGCA
Messenger RNA from Carcharodon carcharias (great white shark), 2180 nucleotides. It is a transcript of the gene actr3b, whose product is annotated as actin related protein 3B. The transcript is spliced from 12 exons. Lineage: Eukaryota; Metazoa; Chordata; Chondrichthyes; Lamniformes; Lamnidae. Gene Ontology annotation, cellular component: Arp2/3 protein complex; actin cortical patch. Gene Ontology annotation, biological process: Arp2/3 complex-mediated actin nucleation. The coding region runs from base 142 to 1398 and encodes 418 amino acids. Gene Ontology annotation, molecular function: actin filament binding. The record is from RefSeq and is a predicted model, not a curated record.